UCUCCCCGCUGCAAAGCCCACGAAUCGUUGGGCUCCAAGAAUUUCCCCGGUCGGAACUCGGAAGCACGUCUUCAGUAUUUUGUUAUAUUUUGCUUCUCUCCUCCUUCCUUCGUAUCUACUCUGCCAUCCCAGAAACCAAGUCCUCUCUCCAUGGUACCGGGCCCACUCCAUCAUCCACCAUGGCAGCUGAGUUGGAUCAAUUUACCGAUAAUAAGUCUCUCCAAGGGGGUGGUUUGACCGGGUUGGAACGGAUGAUGGAGCUGGAAAGCAAAUACCAGAUCGACCAAUCCCACCACAAUGGCUCUCUUUCUCCUCCAACACCCUCUUCUCCCUCUUCCCUUGAUCAACAGGAGCCAUCUACACCUAUAGCUGCGCGCCGUCUCUCCGCACAACAAAAUUACCUGAUGCUCAAAGCUGUCCGGCGGAGCCUUGUCUUACCACCACUAUCAAUCACCAUCCCCACAGGGCUGACCGAAGGCAAACACGAAUUCACAAGAGAAAGGGAUUACCAAGCAGAAAGGCAAGAGGAGAGCCAAGUUCAGCCAGGAGCGAUCGCAGAGCCUUUGCACAAGCAGGUCAAAUUCCUUGCACCAGACGAGGACGAGGAAGAAGAGGAAGAGGCUGAGAUGUCAGACCAGUCUUCGAUUUGUCAGUCUCCUAGUUGGGAAAAUUACGGCGAGAGGAAGAAGAAAAAGAAGGAAGAUGCGGAGCGUCUGAAAAAGGAGAAGGAGCAGGCAGAGAAGGACGCAAAAGCAGCAAAGAAACGUCUAGCUGCCCGAUUGAGCAAGCCUCCUCCUCACACGUUGCCGCGGUCCCCAACCCAAGAAAACCCAAGGAUCACCUCACUCGCCAAUCCAGAACGAUCGAUGUCCGAUACGCUUCUCACCAGUAAGCAUCUGUUGCCGAGUUCCCACCUCGUCCCAGCACAAAAUGUCGACAAAUCGCUGUCGGCAGAUGAUUUGCAGCGACAUAGCCGACCGUAUCAUACUCUUGCUUCAUCAGGGAUGCCCAAGGCUUCCCUUACCCAGAGCGAGCGCCAAGAUCACCUUCUGCCUCAACACACAGUUCGCUACGAGAGCUUUGAUCAGCGACCACAGCCGCGCCAAACACAAUCGGAGAGCCUUGGCGUCAUUAGCCCAUCGUCAGGCCAGAUACCAUCUCCUCGAAGAGAGGCAUUCCCGCCUUCAUCUUCGAGGACUCCGAUGCUGCGAGCAACAAGACCUGCCACAAGUCACGGCCGAAGCAAUAGCCUACUACAAGGGGCAUCUCGGCUAUUCAAGGGGAAAGAGGACGAACACAGAGACAACAACGCUGGCCCUCAGUUGCAAGACUCUCCACUAAUUUUUGAGGAGGAUACACGAGGUCGGUCCCGAGACGGAUAUGUCCGUCAUAACAGAGUUCAGAGCGCUAGCCGCGCAAUGGCUGGGGUUGCAGACGACCAACUACCCAGCACUUCCAGCAUCGGACCAUCAUCGAGGAGUAGUUCUCAGACCACCCAAACGAGACGCUCAUCUCUUUCGCAAGAGGCCAGAAGUGUGGCCAUGAAGCUCGUUGGCGUAAGAACAACCUCCGCCGUCAAGCCAGAUCGCCACGCCAAUAAGAAGCCAACCAGGGAGACUGAUUACUUUAACUUCAUGGAGCACGCGUAUUCGGCUGCUAUUCUCUCGUCAAUGGCCACCGGAGGCAAGCCCACGCCGGCUCCAGAAGCACCAACUCCUCCGAGAUCGCAGGGCUCGAUUGGAGAGGCAUCUGUCACAUUGACAAAUGCAUCUUCAAGCCUCAAGGGGUCUUCUGUUGCAGGGUCUGACGCAGGUAGCCACACUAAGAAGAAUCGCAGUCUGAAAGACGCCGCAAGGGCAGCACUGGGUAUGUCGACAGGGCAUUCAGCAACUCCGGAUGCAGUGAGGCCACCUGCACAAGCACCUCCUUACCUGAGAUUCCGAGCUCGAAUGAGCUCUCAGCCUUCAGCUUCAACACCGAAUGUGAUCCCGCCGGCCGUUCAACAUGUAGUGUCUGGUUCUCCUCAACAACUCACGCCCCAGGAGAGCGAGGCUUUGUCGAAACAAAGCUCUGAUACGACACAAGGCAAUCUGGUCAAGGCGACCGAAGUGGCGUUACCGCAGGUUAGUGCUUCGGAGGGCUCCUCGUCAUCGUCCGCAUUCGACGAGGCGUCACCACUUCCCUCGCCAACAACGACUCCGGAUACAUCGAGACCCCAGUCCUCAAAGGACAUGCCAUUGGUGGCGAACGAUAUCACGAGCAGCCCGACAAUCCUGGAUGCAAGGCAAGAUGACGACCGGACUCUCCGUCAACGUUCGGACGACUCGGCCUCACAGGCUUCCACCACACCUCGCGAUGGCUCCGAGGUGCGCGAUAGCAAUAAGGGUUUCACGGUGGGCGAGGAGUGGAGCAGGACUGGACUUUUGAUAGACUUGGACUUUGAUACGCAACCACCGAUCAGCACAGCUGUCAAUGGUGAUGUUAAGGCCAACCACGGUAUUAAGCGAUCAACUGCUGGCUCAGGUUCGCUUUCACCAACAGAGUCCAGUCGACCACCGUUGAGAGGCAAAGACAACACUCAACACCAAUCCAAGAUGGAGCAAAUGGAGGAGGCCCGUCCACAGCUCAGAAUGUCUAAGUCGCUUUCUGAUCCGGACAUCCGUGCCACCAGUGUACCGAUAGUCGCUCACGCCACCCUUUCAUCGACUGAGGAUGCCAUAAUCGUUCCCCCAAGGUCUCCUAAGCGGACUCGAACUGCUGGAUACUUCGGUGUUGAAAAUAUAGGUCAUGAACAGAAGCUACAUCAAGCAUUCUCCUGGGAGAAAGGAGAUGAAGAGGGUUACCAAACGGUAUCGAUGGCGGAAGUGGCAGCUAGGGAAAAGGCUGAAGUUGUUUUGGGAACGGAACAAAGACUUGAAAUGGCUGGGGAGGAACCCAAGAGCAAGAGACGGCAAAAAUUGACAUCUUCAAGAAUGUCCAGUCAGGCGGGAGAGAUACGAUCUCAACAACCACGGGUCGUGAGUGGAGAACGGCAGCAGUCGGGAUAUCGGUAUCCCAGCUCAAGUGAACCGUCACCCAUGCACGACAGUUUUUCGUCUGCUUCUUCUUCUUCGGCCGCAGGCGGCUCCAGUCGACCGAAGUUUACGACCUCAGCAGCAGGCUUUGCCUCCUCUCCAGAUCUUUCCGGCUCAUCAUCGAGGCAGACCGAAGAAUGGCCUGAGAUGCCUGCCAUCUCACCUCAGAUGGUGUCACAAUCCCCGAGUCCACCAUCGACAUCCCGAAGCCCAACCCCUCUCGCCUCACCAUUAUCGCCACCUCCCGCAACAACUUCCUUCGCCUCAACAGCAUCUCGCUCGGCCUCAACCCCCCCAGUCUCCAUCCUCAAACAACCUCGCCCAUCCAUGCCCCCCAUCCCAAUCUCGAUGCCCAUCCUCUCCGCCCUUCCCAAACACAUGCUCCACCAAUCCAACCACUCCACCCCUAAUCUCCCUCCUCCCGCAUCCCGCCCUUCCACUCUCGCACUAGCCCACGGCCCCAGCGCAGAAGAAAAAGAAGCAGCCGCCCGACGCGCCGCCGCCGGCGGUGCCUCUUCUCAACCGUUCGCCAAGAUCUUGGUCCAAUGCUGCAGCUGCCAGUUCUUCCUGGACAUGCCGUCCAAGGUGUACGAGUGCAUAGCGAAGCCGGAUGCGGUGAUUGAGGAUCGGGCGUUGGGGGUGUCAGGGGCGAUUAUGACUAUGGUGAAGUGUCCGUGGUGCAGCCACAAGAUGAGUAGGGAGUGUUGUAGAGGGUAUACGGCUAUGGUUACGCUGGUGGAGAGGUAUCAUUAGGGGAGGUUAGUCUGCGAGUGGAGAAGGUUGGUCCAAAAACAUUUCGACUUCUAUUUUGUUAGGCUUUCAUUCUCGUGAGUAUGGUUGUGCUUAGUCAGAUACCUGUU
Molecule: messenger RNA, 3934 nt
Organism: Neurospora tetraspora
Lineage: Eukaryota; Fungi; Ascomycota; Sordariomycetes; Sordariales; Sordariaceae
Exons: 2
Coding region: 180-3827 (1215 amino acids)
Source: RefSeq, a predicted model, not a curated record